CAGGGGAAGAGGCACAGAGAGCUCCUGCUCCUGAAUUCGCCAGAGGGCAGCAGCAUCGUGCAGGGACUCCCAGCUAUCUCUGUGGACUUUGAGAUUCACAGUCAUCCCUCCAUGGCUCCUUACCACAUCCGCAAAUACCACAUCAGAGACCACAAGCAGGUGCUGAUCCUGUUUGCCCAGGGGAUAGAGGAGCACAUCCCUGCUACAUUCCACCACCUGUUGAAGCUACCCCGAGCCCUCCUGCUCUUGGCUGGAGGGCCCCUCAUUCUCCUGCUGGUCUCUGGCUCCUGGCUCCUGGCCCUGAUGGCAAGCCUCACCUUCCUCAUGGUCCUUAGGUUUGCUGCUGCAAAAUCGAUAUCAACCCAGAGUCCCUGA
Molecule: messenger RNA, 375 nt
Organism: Ochotona princeps (American pika)
Lineage: Eukaryota; Metazoa; Chordata; Mammalia; Lagomorpha; Ochotonidae
Product: probable N-acetyltransferase CML1
Exons: 2
Coding region: 112-375 (87 amino acids)
Molecular function (GO): N-acetyltransferase activity
Source: RefSeq, a predicted model, not a curated record